AUGGUCUCUUCUUUGGCUCUAAUCCUAGCUCUUCUGGGCUCGGCGAAUGCUGCUACCAUUGAGUUACAGUUUGCCAACGGAGACUCUGCCACUGGUAAAACGGACCCCGAUGUGAACAGUGGUUGUACUUACUGGGCCAAUUCUAUCGAGUCAACCGACACGUGUGCUGCGCUGGAAGACUACUUUGGCAUCACGACUGCCCAACUAGUUUCCUGGAAUCCUUCACUUUCAACUACCGACUGUACUUUGAACAAGGGAUGGAGUUAUUUUGUAGAAGCUCCCGCGAUCAAACCAACUACGACCAAAAAGACAACCACCACCACCACCACCAAAGCCACAACAACCACUUCCACCACCCUCAAACCGACAACCACGACAACCACGACAACCAAGCCCGGGGUCCAUCCCCUACCCAGUCAGGCCCAUCGGGCCCCAGUGUAUGAAUGUGAGACGUGCGAAAAGGAAUUUGAUUCUAUUGAUGCUGCCAACCAACACAUGGACGCCAAAAGUCAUAGGGCCCCGGAGUAUAAUUGUGAGACGUGUGAGAAGGGGUUUGAUUCAAUCAAUGCCGCAAACCAACACAUGCAAGACAAAUCGCAUUUCAAGAACCACUGCCCUACUUGUGAUCGACACUUUACAAGUGAGGACGAUCUUAGAAUGGUGAGAUACGUCGAUGCCUGGAAUCCCCCCCCCCCUUUACCCAUGCCACCGACACGAUACCGAUACUGA
This is a messenger RNA of Aspergillus affinis, 729 nucleotides long. RefSeq lists its product as uncharacterized. The record is from RefSeq and is a predicted model, not a curated record. Gene Ontology annotation, biological process: regulation of transcription by RNA polymerase II. The transcript is spliced from 2 exons. Gene Ontology annotation, molecular function: DNA-binding transcription factor activity, RNA polymerase II-specific; RNA polymerase II transcription regulatory region sequence-specific DNA binding. Gene Ontology annotation, cellular component: nucleus. Bases 1 to 729 code for a protein of 242 amino acids. Lineage: Eukaryota; Fungi; Ascomycota; Eurotiomycetes; Eurotiales; Aspergillaceae.